This is a messenger RNA of Racocetra persica, 1263 nucleotides long. NCBI's taxonomy places the organism in Eukaryota, Fungi, Glomeromycota, Glomeromycetes, Diversisporales, Gigasporaceae. The record is from the annotation of a GenBank genome assembly.
AUGUGGGUACUUCUUGAAGGGAAAGCGAGUGCCAUAGAAGUUGACAUUGAUCAGACAAAUUAUAUUACUCGUAGUUUCAACUUAAACCGCCUUAUUCCUAAUCUUCGUGAAAUAUUCGAAGAUCUUAAGAAUGUUAAGCCUGAAGAUACCGAAUUUUUUACCUUUAAUGACCGCGUAAAUCCACUUCGACUAGGAACCAACCUUAAUCCCCUAUCUGGGGAUACAUCUGACACUGAACCACUUGUAGUCCGGUAUCCGCUCUCGACUUCAACCGUCAUUGUUCGUUGCAAUUUUUCAACAUCGUGGUUUAAGUCUAGUUUCUCACAUACUAGUGGGCUCUGGUAUCUUGUCCGUAAUGUUGCAGAAUCGAAAUUCCAAACACUACGAUUAGAUAAAGUUCAAUAUAGUUUUAUAUAUAAUGAGAUUAAUGGCAAGCUACAAAUAGAAAACGAAUUUCAAUUUAACAAAAUGAUAUCAAACAUCGAGCCAAACUGUAAGGAUGAACGUGAAGUCAGCAUUUCAAUCCAAGUAACAGGAAGGAAGGCAUACGGAGAUUGGGAAAUCGGCGAGGCCUUAAAUGAGUUCUUGCAUCAAAAGGGUUCAACUAUGUUCGAUAUUCGAUCUUUUAAUAUUGAUGAUCUUCCGAGACCUAACCCUCCAAUCUCUGAAGAGACUAUUGUUCAACUUAUUGCUGAACUUAAAAAAAAGAAAAGUGCAUUCGGUAUUGUCAAUCGUAAUGAAUCAACUUGUCGGGAAUUUAUCUCGCCUUUUAUGUCCACAGCAGUUACCCAUGUCCAAGAAGAAGAAAAAGGGUUAUCACUCAAAGCCGAAGAAUGGAUCAAUGGGACAAAAGCUUAUGGGCCUAUUGAAUACUCGAUUUCUAUUGAAGAGGUGCUUGUUUUAGUUCAAGAAGUGAAGAAAGAUGACUUCGAAAAAGGAACUGCACAAAAUAUCGCACAGAUUCAUAGCGCCGUCGAGUCACGAAAACGAAAAAUUAAGAUGGACCCGGGAGAUGAAGAAGUUCCUAUUGUAAUGUAUGGAAUCGUUACAAAUGCAUUACAAUGGUAUUUUCUUCGUUGGGCAGGUUCUUCAGAUGAUCCAACAGUUGAAUUGUCCGGACCGCAUAUUUGUGAAUUCGAUAGUAAUAAUAUGCAACAAGUAAAAAUAAUUCUCAGCUAUAUUGCCUACAUUCUCCAGUAUCAAGUCCGGGGACAUAACGAUGACUCUAAACGUACCCGUAUUAAGAGGCGUCGUACUAGCUAG